Erpetoichthys calabaricus (reedfish) is the source of this 4781-nucleotide messenger RNA. RefSeq names its product SIK family kinase 3 (gene sik3). Gene Ontology annotation, molecular function: protein serine/threonine kinase activity; ATP binding; tau-protein kinase activity. The record is from RefSeq and is a predicted model, not a curated record. NCBI's taxonomy places the organism in Eukaryota, Metazoa, Chordata, Cladistia, Polypteriformes, Polypteridae. Gene Ontology annotation, cellular component: cytoplasm. The transcript has 25 exons. Gene Ontology annotation, biological process: intracellular signal transduction; microtubule cytoskeleton organization; protein phosphorylation. Bases 182 to 4060 code for a protein of 1292 amino acids.
GCGGCGUAAGGCGCAAAGGGUACACGGCCUCGGUCGGUUGCCGGGCAACCAGCGGCACCGGUGAGGUCACCUUUACGCCGGCUGCCUCCAUGGCGACGGGAGGCGGGGCGGCGCGGGGUGACGAGAGCGGGGGCGUGCUCGCGCCGGCCGCGCGCGCCUGUUGUUCCGCAGAGGCGAGAAGAUGGCGGCCGUGCCGAGCGGCGGAGCGGCCGGGAUAGCUCACCCGAACCGAGCCGCCUCGGCGGGCGGGGGGCAGCAGAGUCGUGCCCCGCUCUCCUCCGUGCUCAGCAGUCCGAGCCGGGCCCCACACAACAGCGGGAUCAACACCAACCCCAGCCACCUCCCCCCGAGCCGGGCCCCCCCGGCCCGUGUCGGAUACUACGAGAUCGAGAGGACCAUCGGGAAGGGGAACUUCGCUGUGGUCAAGCUGGCGACGCACAUCAUCACCCGGGCCAAGGUGGCCAUCAAGAUUGUGGACAAGACGCAGCUGGAUGAAGAGAACCUGAAGAAAAUAUUUCGAGAGGUUCAAAUCAUGAAAAUGCUACGCCAUCCACAUAUCAUCCGUUUAUAUCAGGUCAUGGAGACAGAACGCAUGAUCUACUUGGUGACUGAAUAUGCAAGUGGAGGAGAAAUAUUUGAUCAUCUUGUGGCUCAUGGGCGAAUGGCAGAGCGGGACGCCCGCAAGAAGUUCAAGCAGAUUGUAGCUGCUGUGCACUUCUGCCACUGCCACAACAUUGUCCAUCGAGACUUGAAAGCUGAAAAUCUGCUGCUGGAUGCCAACCUAAAUAUUAAGAUUGCAGAUUUUGGGUUUAGCAACCUGUUUUUGCCAGGGCAGCUGCUCAAGACAUGGUGUGGUAGCCCUCCAUAUGCGGCACCUGAACUUUUCGAGGGUAAAGAAUAUGAUGGGCCAAAAGUGGAUAUCUGGAGUCUUGGCGUUGUACUCUAUGUGCUGGUGUGUGGAGCACUCCCUUUUGAUGGCAGCACCCUUCAGAACCUGAGGGCAAGAGUACUGAGUGGCAAGUUCCGUAUCCCAUUUUUUAUGUCCACAGAAUGCGAGUACUUGAUUCGCCACAUGUUGGUCUUGGACCCCAGCAAGAGGCUAUCAAUGGAGCAGAUCUGUCGCCAUAAGUGGAUGAAGAUUGGGGACCCUGAUCCUGAGUUUGAGCAGCUCAUCAGCGAGUGUCAACAGCUAAAGACUGAACGGCAGAGUGAGCCCAUUAACGAACAGGUGCUCUUGACCAUGGUGGACAUGGGGCUGGACAGGGAGCGCACUCUGCAGUCCCUGCGUACAGAUGCCUAUGACCACUACAGUGCCAUAUACAGUCUGUUGUGUGAGAGGCUCAAGCGGCACAAGAGCAUAGCUUUUACACCGCCUGUUCUGCCUCGUACCCUUGGCUACCCAGCUGCAGGUUUGCAGACGGAGCAGCAGGGCAAUUCAGUCAGCAUCAGUGUGCCACAGGUUCAGCUCAUCAACCCAGAAAAUCAGAUUGUGGAGACGGAUGGUACCAUGGCACUUGACAGUGAUGAGGGGGAGGAACCUUCUCCAGAAGCCAUGGCACGUUACCUGUCCAUGCGUCGACACACUGUGGGUGUUGCUGAUCCACGUACUGAGGUUGCAGAAGACCUUCAGAAACUGGUGCCUGGAUUCCCAAGACUGGCACCGCAAACUCCAUUCAUGCCUCUCACAGCUCCAGUCACCCUCAUGCAGAACCUUGUCCCCAUGCAGAGUCUGCAGGCCACCACACAGCUGGAAUAUAAGGAGCAGUCUCUUCUUCAGCCCCCCACUCUCCAGCUCCUCAAUGGGAUGGGUCCUCUGGGUCGCAGAGCAUCUGAUGGAGGUGCCAACAUUCAACUGCACGCACAGCAACUGACAAAGAAGCCACGUGGGCAGUCGCCCCUGGUUACCAGCCCACACCCUAUUCCUGCAGUGGCCCCUGUGGACGAGGAGGCUUCAGAUGGUGAACCUGACCAAGAAGCUGUGCAGAGGUACCUGGCAAACCGGUCGAAGCGGCACACGCUGGCCCUGAUGAACCCGGCGGCUGAAAUUCCCCCUGACAUUCAGAGGGUGCUGGGCAUGCAGGCAUCCCGGCAGAGAGCGUGGGCGCAGCACGCAGUGGCGGAGCAGCAGCUACAGCAGCAUAGCCGGUCCAGCUACAAGGAUUGCAACACGUUGCACCUUCCCACAGAACGCUUCUCACCUGUGCGCAGGUUCUCUGAUGGUGCUGCCUCAAUACAAGCUUUCAAGGCCCACCUUGAGAAGGUGGCUGCCAAUAGCAGCAUCAAGCAGCUGCAGCAGGAGUGUGAGCGACUUCAAAAGAUGUAUGCGGCAUCGCUCAACGAGGAAGCUCUGGAGCACACGCAGCAGCAGCAUAUCCUCUACCAACAGGAACAGCAGCAGAUUCUGCAGCAGCACCUCCAGGAUAACAUGCGGCCCCCACAGCCGUCGCCGUCGUUGCAGGCCCUCUCCUUAGGACAGCACGGGGAGAACCAGCCGUCUGUUCUCACACACCAGCUGCAAAGGUUGCGAAUCCAGCCUUCUAGCCCCCCGCCAACCCAUCCCAGUAAUCACCUGUUCCGGCCCCCAAACCAGAGUCCACCUCCAGUGUCUGCUGGCCUCCUGCAGGGCCAUGGUGGAAUGCCCCCCUCUCAGUAUCAGGGUAUUACUUCCCAUCCCGCAGCCUUGUUCCAGCAGUCUAGAAGCAGCCCUCCACCGACAAAUUUACCUUGUGCUCCUGUGGCUCAGCAAGUAACCAUUCAAGUGCAAGAGGCAACGGAUCUGAACCCACGUGCAGCUGCCUCAUCUCACCUCAGCAUGCAACAGCGGCAGAACCUCAUGGCCACACUGGGCAUCCAAGGGCACCGAGCCUUGGGCAAGCAAUUGAGUGCGGACAGUGCUGAGGCUCACAGGAAUCCAGGCCGAUUCUCUUCUUCUGGCUAUGAGCAAACGCACCUGCACCCCUGUCUCUUCGCUGAGGGCUCUCGAGUGCCAGCUGGGACCUAUGCUGGCCAAGGCACAGGGCCAUUUUCUCAAGCGCCGUCGCUCAAAGUGCCCACGCUGGACCCCUACCAGAGCUUCCAGCAUCGGCAGCAGGGUGGCUAUGCGGCAGUGUCCACACUACAGCAGGCCCUGCUCUCUCCUACCCCGCCAGAGUACCGGCCAGCACAACAUGUCACCCAGACCCUACAGGGCCUUCUGUCACCACGCCAUUCGCUCACUGGCCAGGGUGAUCUGCGACUGCCCACUGCGGACUUGGCUCAACUUCUAAAGCGCCAGAGUGCUCGGCCACACCCCUCUCAGCACCAGGACUUGAAUGACUUGCUGCUGCUUCGCCAUGUGAGCCAAGGCGAUGGCACCCUGGGCACUUUCCAGCAGGGUCCAGACUCUUCCAACCCCUCCUACCAGCAGGCUCACCUACUUCAAAUCGGGGCAUCAGACUGCCAGAACUUCUCCCUUCAACCCUCAGAGAGCAUGGAGGAGGAAAGCUGCUUGCUAGUGGAGCCCCAAAACUUCCAGAAGGGGAAUGAGCAGGAAGGCUCGCUGCUGCUCAGCACUGCCCCAGUGCAUUGUGGGGACUCUGACACACUGCUGGGCUCCUCUCAGCCGGGGUACAGCAGAGAGCCAGUAACGAGGGAGUGUCUGGAAAGGAGGAGCCAUCGGCAGACCAUGGAAAUUCCUGACCAUAAUGGAGUAGGUUACCCGCCUCGACCCACAUCCAAUGAAUUGUUCCGGCCCCGGGGAUCUCUGCAGCGGCACCACACUAUUCAGAACUGCGAUGGCGCCUAUGACCAGGUGGAACCCAUGUCUGGGAUGAGCUUGCUGGCAGGAAAAGCACUGAGCUCUGCCCGCAUGUCCGACAUCAUCCUCAGUCAGUCUUCUCUUGCAGGAAGCCAGCAGCUCUGUGACCAGGAGGAAGAAGGAGGCCAGUUAGGUCCAGCAGAGCUGCAGGAGGGAAGCCAGAGCCUCAGCACUUCCUGCUACCCCUCGACUUGCACAUCUGACAUGCUGUUGAGCUACAAGCAUCCGGAUGUAUCCUACAGCAUGGAGCAGGCAGGGGUGUAGUGCCAAGGGGGAGCCACACCUUGAGCCCCAGAAGAUCCAUUUCAGCUGACAGUAUCUCGCAGCAUCAUGCCAAACAGCCAUCGUAUUUGUUUCUCGUGGGAUGGUCACGCCGCCGCCAUGUGUUACCGCCAUGUCUGCCUGCUGAGCGUUUCCAGGACAGAGUGAGAGAGUCUCGGAGGGGUGUGGAUGUCAGGACUUCACGGGACAAAAAGGAGCUCCUGCCCUCCCUGCUCAUCAGCUAAACAGGAUUUUCCCCCCAUCCCGUUGCUCGACUCCCGUGGAUAAGCACACACAACAUGCUGCCAUCCGCGCCAUGCCCUGGUGCAGGUGCGGCCGCUCCCAGGAACCCUCUCUGAAGCUGUGCCUCGGAGGAGCGGCCACGUGCUCCUUUACGGACAAAAGGGCCUUGGACUAGUGUGGACGCCUCUGGCCUGGCUAGCGGUCAGCGCUGAUGCCUGAGUGUGCCGCAGUGUGCUCCGCCACCUGCCUGUCUGCCAGCGUCCCCAGGUCAAUCCCGUGACCUCUGCUCACUAGACCUGCUUAGACUUUGUAAGCCUUUCCGAAUGACCUGAACCCGGCUUCUGGACUUUUCUACUGUUCUCCUUUUCCCGUUCCUGUAGGAAUUCUGAUUCUGAUUAUGAUGAUGAUGAUAAUUAUUAUUAUUAUUGUUACUCUGUUUUUUUGCGUAAAUGUUAUUAAAGAGGAAGUAUGUAUUUCACAA